Messenger RNA from Pseudophryne corroboree (corroboree frog), 1732 nucleotides. RefSeq names its product leucine rich repeat containing 3 (gene LRRC3). The record is from RefSeq and is a predicted model, not a curated record. The coding region runs from base 695 to 1522 and encodes 275 amino acids. Lineage: Eukaryota; Metazoa; Chordata; Amphibia; Anura; Myobatrachidae. The transcript has 2 exons. Gene Ontology annotation, molecular function: protein binding.
GCCUGCAACAGAAAAGGAUUUUUAGCUGGAAUUCACUGACAGAGCAGAGAGAGAUGAUCCGGUUACUGCCCCUGGGAAGUCUGAUUGGUCUCUGUAUGCAUUGAUGUUACAGGCAAAAGAGAAUGGGGUUUUGUGUGCUCUGGAAAUAGCAACAAGUGCUGAGCUGAUGGGAGCUGCUCCUGCUGUGCUGUCCCCUGCAGCCCACUCCUGAUGAAGCACAUUUUUGUGCCUUAGCUGCUUUGACUAAGAGGUUAUUUAUUGCUUUUGGAUAUUUUUUGGGGUACACUGUCAUGACAUAAUACCCAGGAACUUUUUGUCAGAGGCUCAUGAAAGAGGCUUGCUAUAGAUCUGAUUACAGAGGUUGUACACAUGGUGAGUGCGGCUCCCUGGGAGUACUGUACAGCUGCCUGUGUCGCUCCUGUUACUCUGGGACAGCGAAUUCCCAUCCGAAUUGUUUCCUGCGGGAGGCACUGACAGGCUGGAGGCGCUGAUUGUUGUGUGUCUGUGCUGCCACAUACUAUGGACUUUGUGAAUGAAGCCUGCACCGUACAGGGAGAUACACUGAAGUUACUCAUUAACCUCAGUGUAGCCAGACAGCUGUUGUAGAAUCAGCUGUCAUGUCUCCAGCUAGAUUGCACCCUGCUGAUCCAGUUUCCUAGCUGUACAUGGCAAGGAGCACCUGCGUUGUGCACGGAUGAAGGGCUUGGUGGCAAUAUUGUGCACAGCAUAUGUGUACUUCUCCAGGAUGCCACCAAUGGACCAGACAUUCAGGUACUCAGAAUUUAUCAUCAAUAGGGGACUUCUGCUGCUUCUUUUCCACCUGCAAGUAAUUGUAUCCUGCCCCAAGAGUUGCCAGUGUUCCGACAACAGUGGCUCCAUGGUGGUCCACUGCAGCUCCAGAGACCUGGAAGAGAUACCCCUGGACCUCCCCAUGGAGACUGUUUCCUUGAAGCUUGAUGCCAACAAGAUCCACCAGGUUCCCAAUAAUGCUUUUAAGGAUCUGACCUCUCUACAAGAGCUGGACCUGUCUAGGAACUCAAUUGAAAAAAUUGAACUUUCGGCAUUCAAGGGAGUUGCAGACGGGCUGAGGCUUCUGGACCUGUCAGGAAACCAGAUUCAUAGUAUCCCCAAAGAAGCCUUGGUCAAUCUAAAAGGCAAAAUCCGCCUGUCUAAUAACCCUUUACACUGUGACUGCACUCUUCAGGAGACCCUGAGGGAACUGAACUUGGACCCAGACACGGUCAAUGACAUCUCCUGCCAAACGUCUGUCCAGGAGGAAUAUGUUGGUAAACCUUUGAUCCAGGUUCUCGACUCGGGCAUUAAUUUUUGCAACAUUCAUCACAGAACCACAGACAUAGCCAUGUUCAUUACCAUGUUUGGCUGGUUUACAAUGGUGAUAACCUAUGUGGUCUACUAUGUGAAACACAACCAAGAAGAUGCCAGGAGACACCUGGAGUACUUAAAGUCCUUGCCCAGUACGCAGAUAACCAAAGACUUUGAUACGAUCAGUACUGUGUUAUAGGUGUGUGGAUCCAUACCGUGCAUAGACUCUACUGCUGUUUAUUGUCGAGGUAAACCGUCCAUAAGUGCACUGCAAAAAAUAAUAAAUAAAAAUGCUGCAACUUGCGGACAUGUGUAGCACAAAUCAGCAGAUUGCCCGGUGUCUGAUACAUAAACUUUCUGCACUGUGUGAUUGGUUGUUGUGCACAUUAAAGGAAAAAUAAUAUGUUUA